Molecule: messenger RNA, 2207 nt
Organism: Catharus ustulatus (Swainson's thrush)
Lineage: Eukaryota; Metazoa; Chordata; Aves; Passeriformes; Turdidae
Gene: GFRA2
Product: GDNF family receptor alpha 2
Exons: 9
Coding region: 228-1658 (476 amino acids)
Biological process (GO): nervous system development
Cellular component (GO): signaling receptor complex; external side of plasma membrane
Molecular function (GO): signaling receptor activity
Source: RefSeq, a predicted model, not a curated record
GCGGAGCCCGGCGGGGAUGCGGGAGGCGGCGAGCGGCUCGGGCGGAGCUCACCCCCAUCCCUUCCCCUUCGCUUCCAGCCCCGCUGGAUUUGGGGAUUUAGGAUCUACCUGAGCGCCUUGGGAAUUAUUCGUAUUUUUUAUCGUUAUUUUUUUUUUCUCUCCGCCUGAUUUUUUAAUCAUAAUUUUUUUUUUUUUGCACACGUGGAGGAACGCGUGGAUUUCCUACCAUGAUCUUGGCAAACGCCUUCUGCAUCGUCCUCUUCGUAGAUGAGAUCCUGCGCUCCCUGGCCGGGCCCCCCUCUCCUCCGGGGCUGUCCCCUCCGGGGCUGUCCCCUCCGGGGCUGUCCCCUCCGGGCUGGCGAGUGCCCGUGGAUUGUGUCCGAGCCAACGAGCUGUGCGCGGGGGAGCCGAGCUGCAGCUCCCGCUACCGCACCCUGCGCCAGUGCCUGGCCGGCCGCGACAGGAACACGCUGCUGGCCAACAAGGAGUGCCAGCUGGCCCUGGAGGUGCUGCAGGAGAGCGCUCUGUACGACUGCCGCUGCAAGAGGGGCAUGAGGAGGGAGCUGCAGUGCCUGCAGAUCUACUGGAGCAUCCACAUGGGGCUCACUGAAGGAGAGGAAUUUUAUGAAGCCUCCCCGUACGAGCCGGUCACCUCUCGUCUCUCUGAUAUAUUCAGACUCGCUUCAAUUUUCUCAGGAAUGGACCCGGCCGCCGCCUCCAGGAGCAACCACUGCCUGGACGCGGCCAAGGCCUGCAACCUCAACGACAACUGCAAGCGCCUGCGCUCGGCCUACAUCUCCACGUGCAGCCGCGAGCUGUCGGCCAGCGAGCCCUGCAGCCGCCGCAAGUGCCACAAGGCGCUGCGCCAGUUCUUCGACCGCGUGCCCGGCGAGUUCACCUUCCGCCUGCUCUUCUGCUCCUGCAAGGACCCGGCGUGCGCCGAGCGCCGGCGCCAGACCAUCGUCCCCUCCUGCUCCUACGAGGACAAGGACAAGCCCAACUGCCUGGACCUGCGCGGAGCGUGCCGGGCGGAUCACCUGUGCAGAUCCCGGCUGGCCGAUUUCCACACCAACUGCCAGGCCACCUUCCAGUCCCUGACCAGCUGUCCUGGGGACAACUUCCAGGCGUGCCUGGGCUCCUACGCGGGGCUCAUCGGCUUCGACAUCACCCCCAACUACGUGGACGCCAGCACCACCAGCAUCACCAUCUCGCCCUGGUGCUCCUGCAAAGGCAGCGGCAACUCGGAGGAGGAGUGCGAGAAAUUCCUGCGGGAUUUCACGGAAAAUCCCUGUCUCCGAAACGCCAUCCAAGCUUUUGGGAACGGGACCGACGUGAACGUGGCUCCCAAAAAUCCCAAUCCCGCCGUGACGGUGCUGCCCAAGACGGAGAAGAGCCCGGCGCUGCCGGACGACGUCAACGACAGCAACACCGCGUACGACGCCAGCGUCAUCAGCACCUGCACCUCGCUCCAGGAGCAAGGCCUGAAACCCAACAAAUCCAAGGAGCAGAGCCUGUGCUACUCCGAGGCACAGCUGACCACGGAUGUGAUGCCGGAGCAGAAAACGUUCACGGAUCCCAAGGCGGGAGGCACCGGGAGGCACCGGGAGAGCCGGAUCCUGCUCCUCAUUCCCAUCCUGAUCCCGGCACUGGGGCUAUAGAGGGGCGGGAAGGAGCGGCCGGUGGGAUGGGGACACUCAGACCAGUGCCACCAGUGCCACCAGUGCCCACCAGUGCCCACCAGUGCCAGAGACUGGAACGCUCCCAACCCCCGGGAAUGCCGAGCUCCGGAGAGGCAGGAGGACUCUUCACCACGCUGGGAAACUUUGGUGGUUUUCUUCCUACUUUUUGUUUUUCCCAGGGUUGUUUUUUUCUUUUUGGUCUUUUCUGGGUUGGUUUUCCGGAGCGGUUCUAAGGAAAACUCCCUGGAAUAGGCCUGGAAUGGGGGUCUGGAGCUGCCAGCGGUGCCGGGGAGGGGAAAGAAGUCGGAGGAAAGAUUUGGGGAAGGUGAAUUUCAGGAUUUUUUGCACCGGGGUCACAGGGACAACGAGGAUUCCACGUGGGAACAUCCCUGAGGAUGAAGGCGCCGUCGGGAGCCACCUGGAGCAGAAUCCCGGAGCUCUUCCCGUUGGAUUUUGGGGGACUUUGGUUGGGAAUUUUUCCUCUGGGACUUUCCGAAUGGAAGAGAAAAGAAACUGGUGUGAAACGUG